Funneliformis caledonium is the source of this 1695-nucleotide messenger RNA. Lineage: Eukaryota; Fungi; Glomeromycota; Glomeromycetes; Glomerales; Glomeraceae. The record is from the annotation of a GenBank genome assembly.
AUGAUCAUAAAUCCCACAUUGGGAUUUCCGGUAAUCACAUCAAAUUUAGUAGUACGAUGGGGACAUUCGGCCACGUUAAUAAAUUCAAACAUAUAUUAUAUUGGGGGUAGGACGGAUGGGAAUGUUUUCAUAACGGAGCUCGUAAGGUUAGACGUAUCAAAACCAUUCUCGACCUUAAACCCGGAGUGGGUUCAAUUAGAUAGCACGGGAGCGCCAAAAACCAUAGGACAUUCGGCAGUGUAUGGAGGGUUAAAUAAUGAUCAAAUUAUAAUAUUCGGUGGUGGCGUAGAUGACCCGGCUAGCGCUGUCAUGAGUAAUUUAUGGACUUAUGAUACGACAAAUGGUCAAUGGGCUGAUCCAAAAUUACCACAAGGAAGUCCAAGCAGAAGGUAUGAACAUUCCGCCGCAAUCGGUCCAUCAGGGAUGAUGUGGGUUUAUGGCGGGCUGAUCGAUGGAUUGACGGGGAGCCCAGAUAGAGUGAUAACGUCAGAUUUAUGGGGGUUAGAUGUAAAUACAUUAAAUUCAUGGAAGGCUUACCCCGUAUUAGAUAACUCACCAGGGGCAAGGAUAUUCCAUACGUCAUCAAUAGUUGACAAUAAAAUGAUCGUGAUUGGAGGGGUCACCGAUGAAAUUUUGUAUGACAUGAGUGAAAUUUAUGCCUUUGAUUUGGAGAAAGGUAUUUGGGAGAAGAAUAUUGCGACCGGACAAAUCCCAGCUUCAAGAGGGCAACAUUCCGCCGUGGUAGCAAACAAGAAGAUUAUAAUUUACGGUGGAUCGGAUAUCACGAAUACGAAUUUAUACGGGGAUGUGGCGGUCUUGGAUACGACCACAUGGACAUGGACGUCUCCCGUCACAACCAAUACCCCAUCAAAUCGAAGAGGUCACACCGCGACGCUUGUUGGUGCCAACAUGAUCGUUGCAUUCGGUAAAACCGGUGCUGAUGCAGAUUCAAACGUUUACAUUUUAAACAUUUUAAGUUGGGAUUGGCUUAUCGAUUAUGUUCCGAUGGAUCUACCAUUGGACAAUGACGAGGUCACUCCAGUGAAGAACGAAACGGAUCCUAAUCAUGAUGAUAAGGGUCAUAAAUCGGUGAAAUGUUUACCUUAUAUCAUAACCUUAUCAGUAAUAGGAGUGUUAUUAUUUGUGGGCGUGAUAGCAUUUACCAUUCAUAAAAUUAUUAAGAAGCGAAGACGUGAUAGAGGGGAUGAUUUGGUGGCCGUCCCAUAUAACGACAAUCCAAUUACCAGCCCUCAAGAAACGGCACGUAACAAAACCAUCAAAAGGUCACGUCGUCCAUCUUUCCUCUGCUUGGGUCGAAAGGAUGGCAGGAAGCAUGAUUCCACGGAAGUAUUAAAUAAUCCAACUUCACCGGCGAUUUCGACGGGUCCAUCGACACCUUAUACGAUAGGUUCCUAUGGCACACAUACGCCGUCACAUUCUGAGAGUGGUAUAAUAAUAUCUGGGAAACCAAAAGUUAGAUUUACCAUUGACGAGAACAUGUCUCAUCAUUAUGAUCCAGAAAAUUAUCUACAGAAAAUCAACGACAUUGAAAAUCAUGCCAGCACCAGCGGGACUAGCGGUGCUGGGGCGAAUGGUGAGUCAAAAUCUAGCCUUGAAUUAGAUGGAGAAAUACAAAGUGUGAGAGAAAGCAUAUUUGUAGCCAAUAAACAGGAAUUACGUGUAGUAAAUCCUUAA